Clupea harengus (Atlantic herring) is the source of this 3261-nucleotide messenger RNA. RefSeq names its product ubiquitin carboxyl-terminal hydrolase L5 (gene uchl5). Gene Ontology annotation, cellular component: Ino80 complex; cytoplasm. NCBI's taxonomy places the organism in Eukaryota, Metazoa, Chordata, Actinopteri, Clupeiformes, Clupeidae. The record is from RefSeq and is a predicted model, not a curated record. Gene Ontology annotation, biological process: protein deubiquitination; ubiquitin-dependent protein catabolic process. Gene Ontology annotation, molecular function: cysteine-type deubiquitinase activity; proteasome binding.
CCAUGUGCAACCCGAAAAGGCUGCCGGGAAUUAUGCGGCGUGUGUAGUUAUCCGUGACUGCUUGGUAGCCAACUAAAUUUGAAAGAGCUGGAGUCUGUAUAAUAUAGUAUUAUCUCGUAUAUGUAACGGUUUUAUUGAGAAAAUAAAUACAUCUCUGAAAUGGCCGGAAGCGCUGGAGAAUGGUGUUUGAUGGAAAGUGACCCAGGGGUUUUCACAGAACUGAUAAAAGGAUUUGGAUGCAAAGGAGCACAGGUGGAGGAGAUAUGGAGUAUGGAACCAGAAAACUUUGAGAAUCUGAAGCCUGUUCAUGGACUGAUUUUCCUUUUCAAGUGGCAGCCUGGUGAAGAGCCAGCUGGCUCAAUUGUUCAGGAUUCAAGACUUGACCACAUAUUCUUUGCCAAACAGGUCAUUAACAAUGCCUGUGCGACUCAGGCUAUUGUCAGCGUGUUAUUAAACUGCACACACCAAGACGUGCUCCUUGGAGAUACAUUGACUGAGUUCAAAGAGUUCUCCUUAAGUUUCGAUGCUGCUAUGAAAGGCCUGGCUCUGAGCAAUUCUGAAGUCAUACGUCAAGUCCACAAUGGUUUUGCAAGACAACAGAUGUUUGAGUUUGAUGCAAAGUCAUCAGCGAAAGAUGAAGACGCCUUCCAUUUUGUGAGCUAUGUCCCUGUCAACGGCAGACUCUAUGAGCUGGAUGGCCUUCGCGAGGGACCAAUAGACCUCGGUGUAUGUAAUCAAGACGACUGGAUUAACGCAGUGCGACCAGUCAUUGAGAAAAGAAUACAGAAGUACAGUGAAGGAGAAAUCCGCUUCAACCUGAUGGCCAUCGUCUCAGAUCGUAAAAUGAUCUACGAACGCAAGAUCACAGAACUACAGACCCAACUCACAGAGGAAGAGCCCAUGGACACUGACCAGAGCAGCAAUUUAUUCAGCUCCAUCCAGUCCGAGAUUGCCAAGUACCAGCUCCUGAUUGAGGAGGAGAACCAGAAACUCAAGAGAUACAAAAUUGAAAACAUCCGAAGGAAGCACAACUAUUUGCCUUUCAUCAUGGAACUACUGAAGACACUGGCAGAGUAUCAGCAGUUGAUACCUUUGGUGGAAAAAGCAAAGGAAAAACAAAGUGCCAAAAAGAUCCAAGAGGCGAAGUGAUGUCUCGCCGUCGUCAUCAUCGUGUCAUGUCAUGUGUGUUUGUGUGUGUGUGUGUGUGUGUGUGUGUGUGUGUGUGUGUGUGUGUGUGUGUGUGUGCAAGAGAGUGGUUGAGUUCAUAGCACCCUGCCGGUUCACUCUCGCCUUCCCAGCCAUCCACCCAAUACUAGUACAAGGAGUAGAACAAGCACUCUGGACGGUCACUGUCAUUCUCACAUAAAUGUUCAUCCACCGCAAGUGUAUGCAUGCAGGAAAAAAGAUAAUAAACCUGGAUUAUUUUCAUAUGAACUUCAUGUGUGUUUACCAAUGUCAUGACUACACUGCAUUAAUUCAACAAGGGCAAAGGACGUGCAUUAUAUGUGAAGUAUACACAUUCCACUCCAUAUUGGCUGACUUUUAGACUUUUUGUAUCCUGACUAAGCCACUUUGUCUUUAAGGGGCUGAUGUCUGUGUCACAUGAAAACUGAAAGCAGAACCUUUAGAGGUUUUCAGAUGAUGAACUCCCUCCAAACGGAAACUCUUUACAGUUGUUAUUUGAAUCAAGAAGCUGACCGAUUUAGACAGAGCGGUACGACUGGUUCCCAACUUGGCAGACGUCGACAGGGGAAGUGACGCACGCUCAUGAGUGGGCCCACCGCGGUCAGACCAAAGACGCACGCCGACACCAGGCACACAUGUCCAAACGCGCUUGCUCACGCUCACUGACCUCCCACAACGUUGCAAUAGUCACAUGGGUCAUGAUCCCAGCAGGGUUGUUUUUACAGCGGAUGCAAAUAGAUCAGAUCGCUAAUUCACAUCAGAGCUGGAAGUUGUGUGAAGUUUUCAGAAGCCAAGUGUUUAUUGCAGGAAAGGGGUCCCAGUUGGAUUUAUUCUAUUUCUCUGGUUCUGUUUUUUUAAUGUUUUUAUUACUGUCACUUGGUACACAGAGCUUUGUGUUAUGCAUGACUGUAAUUUUUUUGUUCCUGUUUUGUUUUCUCCUAGUAGAGUAGAUACUCCGUCUAAGAGGGUUAAUGUCAAGGGUACAGCAUACAGCCUGAUAUCUUGGUGGUGAACCAUUCUUUUUUGUUGUAUGUUCAACCUCUCUAUUUGGGAAUGUGUGUCAACAUGGAGCUGUGUAUUGAUGUGCUCACUCGCCGCUUUGUUUUGUCUUUGCAUGUGUGAAGUGCAACAAUAGGUUAUCUGUUUUCAUUUACUGUUUGUUUACAAUAAGCUACAUUUUCAGCCAAACCACUGGACACUUUUAUAGUGGCAUUAGAUGAAGGCGAUAAGAGUUUCACAAUCACAAACAUCUGAAUGGAAAAAACAAGUGUCGACUUCCUUGUGCUAAUUUUAACAAUAGAGCAUGUGUGAGGCACAUCAACAAACGUGAAUUCAUACCUGGGGGGAAAAAAAAUUAAGUCGUCUCCUGAUGUUGCCAAGCGCUCAAUUUUUCCAGUCAUAAGUGUGGCCUGUGUAAUGUGAUGGGUUGCUGCCAAGAUAAGGUGUACCAAGGCAACCACAGCCAAGAGAUAAAUCCAACCGUUUGGAGAAAAAAACUCCUUUGAAGUGUAUAUUAAAACUACUCAACAAAGCUCUUACCCUAUUUGCGUCCUGUUUGAGAACACUGAGGCAUCUGAAGGGGCAUUUAGUAGGUACUGUAUGAUACGUACUAUUUGAUAUGUUUGGUCUGUAUUAGUGUAUGUUAGGCUAUUUGUUCUGCUCUCAUGUCUGCUGUUCAUCAGUUCUGUGAAUAUGAGCUUUGCCAGUGGACAGAAAUAGUCAAACAGAGAAGGUGUCUGUUUAGUGUCGCGCAGGGCGAUGAGCUCAUGUAUGCAAAGCGAUUUGAAAAUAGAGAAGAGCUGUAGAGCCAGCAUGUUCCCAGCCUCACACAGACAUCACUGAGGUCUUGUUGCGUCUGAUCUUGAGUCUGUUCCUAUUUGUGCUCGGAAGAAAGAUGCAGUCAGCAAAUGUAUUUUUGGGUAGCUUGAGAAGGAUAUCCACUCAACCAGUAAAAAAAUAUUUCUGUUCCUUAUCUGUCAUGUUAUAAAAAGGCUGGUGGACAUAUUGAUUGCAUUGGUGUUAAUAUUACAACUCACUUUAAGUGUCACCUUUAAAAUAAAAAAAAGUUUACCUGUA